This is a messenger RNA of Camelina sativa (false flax), 2752 nucleotides long. Its product is annotated as formin-like protein 8. The record is from RefSeq and is a predicted model, not a curated record. NCBI's taxonomy places the organism in Eukaryota, Viridiplantae, Streptophyta, Magnoliopsida, Brassicales, Brassicaceae. Gene Ontology annotation, biological process: actin cytoskeleton organization; actin nucleation. Gene Ontology annotation, molecular function: actin filament binding.
CCUCCAAAUUCCCAAAUAUAUUAAAAUACCUACCAAAUUACGAAUUUAUAUACUUUUUAAUUUACUUAAACGAAACCUUCCGUUUUAAGUUCCUGAGAUCUUUGGGAAUUGAUUUUUUUUUUUUUUAGAGAAAAUAAACAAAAACGUUACUUUAAAAAAAAUUCAAAGUAUUCAUUUUUUUGUUGUUGUGUAUGUGUGUUUCCUUUAUUGAUCUCUCUGUAAAUGAGCUAAAUCGUUAAUGGCUGCCAUGUUCAUCAAGAAACCAUGGCCUUUUCCUCUUCAUCUAACCCUAAUUUUCUUCUUCUUCUUCAUCGUCCCUUCCUUUUCUCAAUUCGAUUCUCCUCAAAAUAUCGAAACUUUCUUCCCAAUUCCACCACUCUCCCCUGUUUCACCACCGCGUAUCUCACCGUCGUCAAACUCAUCUCCGCCGUCGAAUAAUAAUAACUCCUCAUCUUCCGAUAGAAGCACGAUCUUAAAAGCUGUCCUCAUAACAGCAGCAAGCACCGUACUUGUAGCAGGAGUUUUCUUCUUCUGCCUUCAGAGAUGCGUCGUCGCGAGACGGAGACGGAGAGACAGAGUCGGACCAGUAAGCGUCGAGAACAAUUUACCUCCGUAUCCUCCUCAUCCUCGGACGACCGCGGCGUUGGCGACGACGACGAGUACGACUUUGGCUAGAGAAGGUUUCACGCGGUUUGGUGGUGUGAAAGGUUUGAUACUUGAUGAGAAUGGUCUCGAUGUGUUGUAUUGGAGAAAGCUACAGAGUCAGAGAGAGAGAAGUGAAAGUUUCAAGAAACAGAUCAUCACCGGAGGAGAAGAAGAAGAAGACGAGAAAGAGGUCAUCUAUUACAAGAACAAGAAGAGAACAGAGCCCGUCACUGAGGUUCCUCUCCUUAGAGGAAGAUCAUCAACUUCUCACUGUGUAAUCCAUAACCAAGAUCAUCACAUCCCGGUGAAACAGAGUGAACCUGCACCACCGCCGCCUCCACCACCGCCAAUUCCGUUGAAACAGAGUGCACCAACGCCACCGCCACCUCCUCCGAUUAAGAAGGGUUCUUCACCAUCGCCACCGCCACCUCCGCCGGUGAAAAAGGUCGGAGCUUUAUCGUCAUCAGCUUCGAGACCACCACCUGCGCCGGUUAAAAGAUCAAGUGGAGGAGAGGGUUCGAAACAGGUAAAGCUGAAGCCUUUACAUUGGGAUAAAGUAAACCCUGAUUCUGAUCAUUCAAUGGUUUGGGACAAAAUCGAUCGUGGCUCAUUCAGUUUCGACGGCGAUUUAAUGGAAGCUCUGUUCGGAUACGUUGCCGUGGGGAAGAAAUCACCAGAACACGGCGAUGAUAAAAACCCUAAAUCAUCAUCACAAAUCUUCAUACUUGAUCCGAGGAAGUCUCAAAACACAGCGAUUGUGCUCAAAUCAUUAGGUAUGACACGUGAAGAGCUUGUUGAAGCACUCAUGGAAGGAAACGAUUUCGUGCCAGACACGCUUGAGAGGUUAGCUAGAAUAGCUCCGACGAAAGAAGAACAAUCAGCGAUUCUUGAAUUCGACGGCGACACGGCAAAGCUUGCAGAUGCAGAAUCGUUUCUGUUUCAUCUUCUUAAAUCCGUGCCAACCGCGUUUACGAGACUGAACGCGUUUCUCUUCAGAGCUAAUUACUAUCCUGAGAUGGCUCACCAUGGUAAGUGUCUACAGACUUUGGAUUUAGCUUGUAAAGAGCUAAGAUCUCGUGGCUUGUUCGUCAAGCUUUUGGAGGCGAUACUUAAAGCUGGUAACAGAAUGAACGCGGGAACCGCGAGAGGAAACGCUCAAGCGUUUAAUCUAACCGCGCUUUUGAAACUUUCGGAUGUUAAAAGCGUUGAUGGGAAGACUACUCUGCUUAACUUUGUGGUGGAGGAAGUGGUUAGAUCAGAAGGGAAACGUUGCGUUUUGAAUAGACGAAGUCAUAGCUUAACACGAAGCGGUAGUAGUAACAGCAGUGGCGGUAAUAACAGUGCUCAGGUUAUGUCUAAAGAAGAGCAAGAGAAAGAGUACUUGAAGCUUGGUUUACCAAUCGUUGGAGGGUUAAGCUCUGAGUUUUCAAACGUGAAGAAAGCUGCUAGUGUAGACUAUGACACAGUUGUUGCAACUUGCUCGGCGCUUGCGGUUAGAGCGAAAGAUGCAAGAACGGUGAUUGGAGAAUGUGAAGAAGAUGGAGGAGAAGGAGGUAGGUUUGUGAAGAAGAUGAUGACGUUUCUUGUGACAGUAGAGGAAGAAGUGAAAAAGGCGAAACACGAAGAGAGGAAAGUAAUGGAGCUAGUGAAACGUACAACGGAUUAUUACCAAGCAGGAGCUAUUACAAAAGGGAAGAGUCCUCUUCAUCUAUUUGUUAUUGUUAGAGAGUUUCUUGCCAUGGUUGAUAAAGCAUGCUUAGAGAUUAUGAGGAAUAUGCAGAGGAGGAAGAUUGGGAGUUCUGUAUCGCCUACUUCGCAGCGGAAUGCGGUGAAGUUCCCUGUUUUGCCUUUGAAUUUCAUGUCGGACAGAGCUAGGAGUGAUUCGGGUGGGUCGGAUUCUGAUAUGUGAGUGUCUAGAUUUGUUAAUUUGUAAAUAGUAGGAUCAUUUUGAGUAUUGAUUGUCACUGAAAGGUAUUGAAUUGUUGAUAGAUUUGAGACAGUACUCCAAGGCAUUGGGACUUGAGUAUACUUUUGUUCCAUAUAAGUAAACAAUUUUUCUUGAAGUUCUUUUUACAUAUAUGUUUAUGAACUGUUUGAUGAUUGUAAA